AUGGUUGCAUUUCAUUUGCCGGUCUUCAAACAACUUUGCCACGCCUGCCCCCGAGACGGCGUUAAUGUGACCACCUCGAGACAUCUGCUCGUGCUGGAGUCAAAGUGUCCGCCUGUGGCCACCACGCCGCCCCUUCCGGACCACAACGUCUCAGUCAUCCAGCCUCAACGACAGCAUCGAAAGCAUCAACCCGGUGCCAGUCGCAGUAUUCACACGAUCUUGCGCCCCGUCGGGCCCAAAUGA
Molecule: messenger RNA, 243 nt
Organism: Protopolystoma xenopodis
Lineage: Eukaryota; Metazoa; Platyhelminthes; Monogenea; Polystomatidea; Polystomatidae
Source: the annotation of a GenBank genome assembly